This is a messenger RNA of Olea europaea var. sylvestris, 574 nucleotides long. RefSeq lists its product as uncharacterized. The record is from RefSeq and is a predicted model, not a curated record. The transcript has 3 exons. The annotation marks the transcript as partial. NCBI's taxonomy places the organism in Eukaryota, Viridiplantae, Streptophyta, Magnoliopsida, Lamiales, Oleaceae.
AGCCUAACCAGACCAUGUCCAGCACUAAAUAUAUCUAUAUCUAAUUAUCUGCAUGAUCUCCAGGGUGACUUCAAAGUGCAGGAGGAUAAAAAGCACAGGAAAAAGUAUGAAUCCUUAGGUGAUUCUGAGAAAAAACUCCAAUUCUUUUCCGCUCGGCAAAUAGCAUGCCGGUUACUGGGAAGUAGGGGUUACCUUUGUCAGAAGUGCUGGCUUCCCAUGGAGGAUUGUAUGUGUUCUCGAGUUGCACUGUAUCCUCUUAGGUAUCCAAUAAGAUUCUGGUUGUAUAUGCAUCCCAAGGACUUCUUGCGGCAGAACAAUACGGGGAAGCUAUUAUGGAAAGUAUUUGGUGUUGAAGCAGCAACGUUGUGCCUCUUUGGCAUUGCUGAACAUGAAGAGAUAAUGUGGAAUGCAUUCAAUCUUGCAGGUUUGACUGCAUAUGUUGUCUUUCAUGUAGCACUUUCUUGCCAAUCAAUAAUCAUCAUUUCCAUUCAUCUAUGGCUUUUCCAUAAUUGCACUAAAUGGUUACAUGUGAGUUUAAGAAAAUAAAUUUUGUUGGUAUGGUGUCAUGAUGGUC